AUGUCAAAUCUAAAAUUGAGUAAUAACAACAAUGGAAAUCAAAAAGAAUCCUCAUCAUUUUUCCAAAAAGUCAUGAAAUCACCAUCAACUCAAAAUUUAUUAAAUUCAUUUUCCAGUAAUAAUAGUAAUAAUAAUUUAAGUAAUAGUGGUAGUAAUGAAGUGAAAGAUACAACCACUAAUUCACCAAGUCAAUUACCACCAAAUUAUACACCACCCCCGCCACCACAUCAAAUUAGAAAUAGUAGCAGUAUUGAAGGUGGUGAAUUUUCAUUAUUGAAUAAUGAAAAUAGUGAUAAUAAUAAUAAUAAUAAUAAUAAUAAUAAUAAUAAUAAUAAUAAUAAUAAUAAUAAUAAUAAUAAUAAUAAUAAUAAUAAUGAGCAAUUAGCAAGAACUGAAAGUUCAGUAUCAAUUAUUUCAAGCAGUUCAAGUGGAAGUAAUAGUGGUCAACCAAAUUUACAAAGACAUUCAAGUAAUAUUAGUACUGAUGAUUCAAAUACAACUACAGAAACUUAUUCAAUGUCACCAAAUCAAACAUUAAAUUCAAAUAUUGAUUCGAGUGAACAACAACAUCAAGAUUUAUCAUCAAGUGUUAAUAAUAAUAAUAAUAAUAAUAAUAAUAAUAAUAAUAAUAAUAAUAAUAAUAAUAAUAAUAAUAAUAAUAAUAAUAAUAAUAACAAUACUCAUGAAUCAAGAAAAUUAACACGUAAAAUUGCACAAUUUAUUUCAUCACCAAAAUUAUUACAAUCAUCAAUUUCACAAUUACCAAGUACACCAACUCAACAAAAUGUUGAAAUUCAAACUACAAAUGGUGGUUCGAGUGAAACUUCUCCAAAUGGAUUAAUUUCACCAAGACCAUCAAAUGAUCAACCAUUAAAAGAAAAGAAAAAGAAAAAGUUUUUAAAAACACCUGAAAUAUUUAAACAUCAUCAUCAUCAUAAAGAAUCAUCAUUAUCAUCAUCAACAACAACACCAUCAACAACAUCAUCAUUAACAUCAUCACCAUCAUCAUCAUCAUUAGCAAUAUCAUCACCAAACACAACAGCAGCAACAACUACUAAUAAAAAAUCACAUAAGAAAACUAAAUCAACAUUUGAUAUAAAUACAGAAAUAUCAGUACCAUAUAAUGUUAUACAUAAGAUGCAUGUUGAUUUUGAUUUGAAAUGGACAGGACAUAAUGAUUUUAUAUUGGAUGAGAAAUUAGGUGAUGGUGCAUAUGGAUCAGUUUAUAAAGGUACACAUAAAGAUUUAGGAUUUACAUUAGCAAUUAAAGUUAUUGAAAUGAAAGAAUCAGAGAGUGUUUCACUUCAAAAUGAAAUUAAUAUUUUAAAAAAUUGUAAAUCUCCAAAUAUCGUCUCUUAUUUUGGUUCACUUCAAACUGAAUCCCAUAUUUGGAUUCUAUUGGAUUUCUGUGCUUUAGGUAGUAUUAGAGAUAUAAUUGAAUCAACAGAGAAAACAUUAAACGAGGCACAAAUUUCAUUUGUUGUGAAAAACACACUCAAAGGUUUAAUUUAUUUACAUAGUCAAAAUAUUAUUCAUCGUGAUGUAAAGGCAGCAAAUGUAUUACUAAGUGAAGGAUGUGAUGUGAAAAUUGCAGAUUUCGGUGUUUCAGAGAAAUUAAAUGGUGCAUUGGAUCAAUCUAAAGAGAUGAUUGGUACACCAUUAUGGAUGGCACCUGAGGUUAUCUUAAAAAAGAAUUACGAUUAUAAAGCUGAUAUUUGGUCAUUAGGUAUCACCAUCAUUGAAAUGGCAGAUGGUUUACCACCACAUAUUGAUUUGCCACCAAUGAGAGCAAUGAAAAUGGUACCAAAUUGGCCACCUCCAACAUUUGCUGAACCUAAAAAAUGGUCACCUCUAUUAAAUGAUUUCUUGGCAAGAUGUUUAGUUAAAGAUCCAGAGAAAAGAGCGUCACCAAUCGAUUUACUUUGUCAUCCAUUCCUUAAAAAAGAUAGAGGUCCUGAUGUUUUAUCAGAUUUGGUUAAUCAAUUAUUUAAAAUUAAGAAAAAGAAAAUUGAUGAUUUAAAAAAACAACAAAAACAUCAAACUUCACAAUCUUCAUCAUCAUCAUCACCACAAUCACCAAAUGCAACUGUAAAUGGUGGAGAUAUUGGUUCAGAUGGUUUAUCAACUUCAAUCAUUUCACCAAUACCAUCAUCACCUUCUGAUGAAUUGGACAAUUGUAAUAAUUCUUUAAAAUUAGCAACCUCUUCCAAAGGUAUGUUAAGUUUCAAAGGAAAUUAUACAACUUGUAGAGAUUUCCAAGAAGAAGAGGAAGAUUCAAAACAUUUAAAUAAUAAUCAGGAUGAACAAGAUGAUGAACAAGAUGAUGAGGAUGAUGAUGAUGAAAAUGAGGAUGAUGAAGAUGUUGAUCCAUUUAGUACAACUAUUUUCCAUGGUAAAAAGAAAGGUAGUGGUAAUGGUAAUGGUGGUGUUACAUCUGAUCAAGAUGAUGAAGAAGAAGAUGAAGAAGAAGAUGAUGAGGAAGAAGAAGAAGAAGAAGAAGAUGAUGAUGAAAUUAAUGAAGAUGAAGAAAUUUCAGCAACAGGUACAAUGGUUGUUAGAAAGAAGAAAAAUAAGUCAACAAAGAAAUCAAAUAAAAAGAAAAAUAAAAAAAAUAAUUUAUCAACAAUUGGAAAAAGUGGAAGUGGAAAUAACCUUUUACAUGUUGCACCAAAUAAACCAUUACCAAUUACACCACCAUUUUCAAUUAGUAUGACGAAUGAAUUUAAACAAUUGGAAACUAAAUUAUUCACUUAUAUUGAUAGCUCUAAUCAAAAGAUUGUUAAUGAUAUUAAAAAUGAAAUUAAACAAUUGGAAUCUUCAAUUAUUAAUAAAAUCAAUAUAAAUCUUCAACAACAAUUAUCACCAAUAUUAUUAGCUUUGGAAGAGAUUAAACAAAAUCAACAUACAACAUCUCAACCAAAACAAAUGCAAUCAAAACUAUCAGCUACAAAUUUAAAUGAAAAGAAAUUAUCAUCAUCCCCUCCAUCUUCAAAUUCACCAUUAACAAAUUCAGUCAAUUCAUCCUUAACAACCACAACAACAACCACAACAUCACCAGUUUUAUCAAGACAAUCAUCAUUUAGAAGUUCUGGUUCAAUUUCAAGUUCAAAUUCUUCAUUUAGACCAAACAGUGCAAUAAUGUCUGCUGUAAAUAAUUCUUCUACAACAACAACAACAAAUAGUAAUAGUAGUUCCAGUAAUGGAGGUGGAAGUGGAGUUGAUAUUUCACCAACAAUGACAGGAAGGGCAUCACCAUCAAUAAUGAAACGAUUUACAACAAGUUCAUCAUCAUCACCAUUAUCAAGUUCUAGUGAUGGUUUUGCUUUUAAUAGUAAUAGUAAUUCAAGUAGUAGUGAUUUAAAGAGACAUGUAAUCACUCCUGAAGAAUUAAAUAAUAGCAAUUUAGUUAAAAAUAAAGUGAAAAUGUUUGAAGAUGAUAAUAGUAGUGGCAGUGGUAGUAAUUCACCAUCACUAUCAACUAAUAGUAGUAGUACUAAUAGCAAUAACUCUGUAACAAAUAUUAAAAAAUAA
Dictyostelium discoideum AX4 is the source of this 3531-nucleotide messenger RNA. RefSeq lists its product as hypothetical. Gene Ontology annotation, molecular function: protein kinase activity; protein serine/threonine kinase activity; protein serine kinase activity. The record is from RefSeq and is a predicted model, not a curated record. The transcript has a single exon. Lineage: Eukaryota; Evosea; Eumycetozoa; Dictyosteliales; Dictyosteliaceae. Bases 1 to 3531 code for a protein of 1176 amino acids.